Messenger RNA from Telopea speciosissima, 989 nucleotides. RefSeq lists its product as uncharacterized. The record is from RefSeq and is a predicted model, not a curated record. The annotation marks the transcript as partial. The transcript has a single exon. Lineage: Eukaryota; Viridiplantae; Streptophyta; Magnoliopsida; Proteales; Proteaceae.
UUCGUUCCUCACCGCUUCGCUGCUGUCGCUGCUGCUGCUGCUGCUGCUGCUGCUACAUCCGCCAAGCCCACUCCGAUCCACCCUCAUCCACAAGCACAACCACAGCCUCGCUCUCACCCUCUCAACAACCUUGGCUCCACCUCCGCCGCCGCUGUAGGCGGCGGAAGCCCUAAGAAGGUUGCCGGCGCAGCCCCUCCUGUCGCUGGUGAUGAAGACGAUGCUGACGCUUACAGCGAGGCCGCUUUCUGCUCCCAGGUCGAACCCAAGUGUCCUCCCCCUUUUCACGAUGUUAACCCUAAUUGCUUCGCGUCCGAAGACGACGCCAACCCUUUCGCUGCCACCGAGGAUGAAACUGACCCUAACAAAUCUAGGCCUGGUAAUAUUCGCAUCGAGAAGCGCAAGGACCGUGACGAGCUCAGCGAUGGCGGUACCCCUUACAGCUACAAGAAAUCCAAAGCUGGUGGCGGUUCCGCCACCGUCACCUCUGGUGGAGGCGAUUACAGGAAGGAUCGAGAGGAGUGGAGCGAUACCGCUAUUGGUUGCCUACUUGAUGCGUAUACGGAUAAGUUUAUCCAGCUGAAUCGGGGGAAUCUGAGAGGGAGGGACUGGGAGGAGGUAUCGUCGAUUGUGAGCGAUAGGUGUGAUAAGCAAAAGUCUUAUAAGAGUGUGGAGCAGUGUAAGAAUAAGGUGGAUAAUUUGAAGAAGAGGUAUAAGGUUGAGCGGCAUCGGAUGACUAGUGGUGGUAUGACGGUUAGUCACUGGCCUUGGUUUAAGAAGAUGGAGCAGAUUGUUGGGAAUUCUUCCUCGUCUAGGGCUUUGUCCGAUGAAGAAAAAUCUAUGGGGGCCUCUUCUAGUAUGCUUCGGCAGAACAAAAGGUAUUUGUUCUUUUCAAUUAAAAAUUUUCCCUUGAGGUUGGAUUUUCCAGUGGCAUUAUUUUGUUCUGAUAUGCCAAUUGAUGGGUAGUUGCAUUUUUUUUUUGGACUAAUCUC